CAUUUCUGAACAAAAUUCGACGCAGAGGAUGCUCAACAAGACAGGUUAUACCUUACAAGUGCACCAUUGGUGAUGCAACAGAGUCCAGAUGGCAACUAACUAAAUACUCCUUCACAAUCUCUCUCAAUUCCAGUUGUCUCCAGUAGCUAUUCCACCGUUCCACGAUCGAUUCUAAUGGCGUCUUCCUCAGCUCUGAAUUCCUCUGCAACUCUCAACUCCACUCGUUUCUGGGACUCCCAUCACUCACCCAUUGCUGCUCCUCUCCGGUUCUCAUCGCUUCGCACCAAUCUCGCCCACUGUUUCCCUCUUCCACGCAGCAAUCUCACUCUCAAAGGGCGAUCCUCUCCGGCGUCUCAUUUCCCGAUCGUCAGAGCUCAAUCCUUUCACGAAUACGCACCAGAGGCAAAAUUUUACAAGGUGGAGGCAAUUCUGAGACCGUGGAGGGUCCAAAAGGUUUCUUCGGCACUUCUGGAAAUUGGAAUCCGUGGUGUAACCAUUUCUGAUGUUCGAGGAUUUGGCGCUCAAGGUGGAUCAUCAGAGAGACAUGCAGGUUCUGAGUUUUCUGAGGACAACUUUUUGGCAAAAGUUAAGAUGGAGAUUGUCAUCAGCAAAGACCAGGUUGAAGUAGUCAUAGAAAAGAUAAUUUCAGAAGCUAGGACUGGCGAGAUUGGUGAUGGCAAAAUUUUCUUGAUCCCUGUUGCAGAUGUGAUAAGAGUUCGAACUGGGGAGAGGGGAGAAAAGGCAGAGAGGAUGAUGGGAGGAAGAGCUGACAUGAUUGGGUUAUCAAAUGCAUGAGGAGGUGGUGGCAGUGUGCGGAGUUACUUUCCGGCCAAACACAGAUAUGCUGUUUUUAUGUUUCCUAAGAGGAUCUUUGUGCGUGAAAACAUUAUGAUGAUGCUCUUGGAUUUUUCUUGUUGUGAGAAUUAAUCUUUGGUGGCACUUUUAUUACUCUGCCACAGCUAAGAUGUCUAAUGGUGGUCGUGUUACUGCGAUCUACAGCGUUUUAGUUGGAAUAUGGAAAGUGUUUAUGGGACGUGAAGUCAAUGGAGUCCUGGGGUGAUGUUAUAGGAAUAUAGGAUGCUGCUAUUUUAAAAAAAUUGCUACAAAGGAAAAGAAUAGGAAGAUGGAUUUACGGUGUUUUAUUUCCCUGACAAACUCUCUAAUCAAACUGUUUUUUUUGUAGUAUCGUAGAGUACAUAAUGAUAUUUGUACGUGCAGUAUGUAAUGAUAUUUAAAUUUCAAUAAGUUAAAAUAACAUUAUACGUAGUACUCCGUUAUACUACGUGGAGUAAUAUAAUUACAGUAUAGUACAAAAAA
Molecule: messenger RNA, 1317 nt
Organism: Cuscuta europaea
Lineage: Eukaryota; Viridiplantae; Streptophyta; Magnoliopsida; Solanales; Convolvulaceae
Source: the annotation of a GenBank genome assembly